Molecule: messenger RNA, 5314 nt
Organism: Plutella xylostella (diamondback moth)
Lineage: Eukaryota; Metazoa; Arthropoda; Insecta; Lepidoptera; Plutellidae
Gene: Lrch
Product: Leucine-rich-repeats and calponin homology domain protein
Cellular component (GO): cytoplasm
Molecular function (GO): protein binding
Source: RefSeq, a predicted model, not a curated record
UUUUUAAAUAUUGUCAGUUUCAGUUUUAGUUCAAAAGAAUAUGGCCGUGCUCGGGCCGUGUGUAAGUGUAAAUAUGAAUGGGCACAAUAAUAUUCAUAGCCAGUUAACAAAAUCGUUAGAAAGAAUUCUAGAAGAUGCAUACUUAUGUGGUGAAUUAAAACUUAGUGGACGGAAGUUAAAGGAGUUUCCUAAACCAGUGAAGUUUGAUUUGAGUGAUACAGUUCUUGCUGACCUGUCAAAGAACCAGUUGUCGGAGCUGCCGGACGAGGUGACGGGCUACAUGUUCCUGGAGAAGCUGCUGCUCGCGCAGAACCUCCUCCGCAGCGUGCCCGAGGCCGUCGGCGGCCUGCAGUCGCUCACCUAUCUAGACCUCAGCUACAACCAGCUAACAGAGCUGCCGCGUGAGAUAUGCCAGAUGCCGCUGCAAGUCCUCCUGCUCCCGCACAACCAGCUGACGAGCCUGCCGAAGGAGCUGGGCCGCAUGGGCUCGCUGGCCGAGCUGGACGCGUCCAACAACCGCCUGCUGCAGGUGCCCAUGACGCUCGGCGACUGCGCCUCCUUGAGGGCGCUCGACCUCAGCUACAACCAGCUCGGACUGUUGCCGCUACAGAUCACGUACCUCCGGCUGGAGUACCUGGACAUCAGCUGCAACUGCAUCUCGUCCCUCCCUCAUGAGCUGCGCAACAUGAGCACGCUGGUCACACUGCGGCUAGAGAACAACCCCCUCGUCUCACCCCCCACCACUGUGUGCCUAAAAGGGCGCGUGCACAUAUUCCGGUACCUGGAGAACCUGGCCAACAAGGACAGCCAGCCGCGGCGCGCGGACGACGCCCGGCGCGCCACCAAGCACAACUCCUUCCUACACAACACUGCGCAGGGGAAUACACAGAUCACGUCCGGCAACGCGACCAUAGACUGUCUGCGGCACCGGCAGCGGCACGCCGUGGAUAGUGGUUAUAGCACUGAUGGGCCGGAUAAGAGGUGGUCGAAUGAUGGAGCAGGCGAGGCGGGCGGCGGGUCGGGGCGCUCCACGCCCAGCACGCCGUCCACGCUGUCGCCCGGCGCCGCGCUGUCCCGCGCGCACUCGCUCUCCGGCGACACCCCGCUCGCGCCACCGUCCCACCGUAUAUCACCCGAAGGAAUUAUGUCGAAUGGCGAUGAAAAGAGUAAAUUAAACCAUCAGCAAACCUACAGACAAUACAAAGAAGCCCUAAGACAGCAGCGCCAGCAGGACGUGUACCGGCCGCGCCCCGACCAGCCCUCGCCCGAGCUGGACCCGUCGCCGCGCGGCUCGCCCGUGCAUCUCCACACGUCGCAGUCUUCCCCGCACUCGCCCGUCAACGGAUACACCCACACCUCCCCCAGCCUCUACAGCAGAACAGUGUCCUCCAAUAGCAGUAUUAACUCGUCUCCCAACGCGUCGCAAGUGCCAAACUCCCCCCUCCUCCACUCCACGCCGCGGCGGACCCAGUCGCAAAACGGAAACAUAGACGACAUGCAUAACAAGAGACCCGUGCAAAAGGUCGUGCCUUCAAGAAGCGUUAAGUACUCUAGUCCGAAUGGUAAUGGCGAUUACGCAGGUCUGAAUGGACAAGCCAAUUCCGAUCCAAUUUAUAUAAAGCCGACGUCGCCGACUAAAUCGCCAACGAAUACGCUGACGUACAAUGGCAUGGGAGGAAAGCAGAAUGGGGAUAGUGCUAAGUUGACGACGACUGUGUCGUAUAUGAAAGGAGGUCCGAAGCCCAAGAUGAGCUGGAAUAAAGAUGUGGCGGCGGACAAGCUCAGCUUCACAAUGAAGAGGGAGUUCGAUAAACAGAAGGAAGAGGAUGAUUUGCUGCAGCAGUUACGAACGAUAAUCGAGACGCGCCUGAAGAUGCAGCUGCCCGAGUGCCUCGCGCCGGUGCUGGCGGACGGCGUGGUGCUGUGCCACCUCGCCAACCACGUGCGGCCGCGCGCCGUCGCCUCCGUGCACGUGCCCUCGCCCGCGCAGGUAAAUCCACACCAUCCUAAACUGACAAUGGCGAGGUGCAGACGCAACGUGGACAACUUCCUAGAAGCUUGCAGAAGGAUUGGCGUCGAAGAGGAAGUGAUCUGCUGUCCCGAAGACAUUCUGGAUGCGGAGACGCUAGAGCGGGACGGCAAUAUCGCCCGCCUCGCUCGCACCGUAUACGCUCUUCUCGCACACGCCACGCCCUCGCAUCGCCCGCCAAAGGAUGUCAACCAAUCAGAAGCGACCAUCCAGCACAUCGACCAAUCAUACGAUUCGUACUCGUCACGCGACCAAUCACAUUCGGAUUACGGCUCUCGCGAACAAACGCACUCGUCCGAACAAUCAUACACGGGUGAUUAUUACGAGAAUUCGUACCAAGUGAACUACCAAAGCAAUUCGAACAGAUACACUGAAGACAGAUACAUAAGCAACUUCAAUUUCACCAACGAUUACUCGCAAAGUUACACUUUCGAUGAGACAGAGGAAUACCAAAUGAACUACGAGAACAACAACUCGGAGUCGGCACAAGACGUCCAUUACUCGCCGGUUUAUAGCAACACUGCAACACUGCGGAAAAGGGGCCCUUAUUAUCAGAAGAAUAAAGUGCAAUUUGUCAUGCCGUUUUGUAAGACCGAUGGAAUACUGAGAGGAGAGGAUAUAGAGAUCCACGACACAGAUGAAGUGGACUUUCCAGUUGACAUGCGGCCAGCAGAAGAGGAGGCUGCGCGCUAUGACCGAGGGAAAAUGAAUUUAGAUAUACAGAAUAAUUUAAAUACAGAACUGAACAAGGUAACCGACACAACCGUGUCUCAGGAGGACAGACUGCGCAUCACUUGCCUUUGCCUAGGGACCUUUUUUAUCUCCGCCUUAAUUCUCUACUUUUACCCUUUGUAAAUAUGAUUUUGCUAACAUAUUAAUAUUAUUAUAUGGCUUAACUAUUGUGAGCCUGUCGUGCCUUUAAUAAGGACAUCAUUUAAAAUUUAUUGAUAACCAUAUUGUGAUUAGGUUUUCCUGAUUAAACAGGGAUUUUGUUUGAAAGUACAAGCAAUUUAUAAUAAGUUUACGUUGAGUAUGAAAGCGGAUGUUUUUUUAUAAACAGCUGCUCGCUAUGAAAAUGUAUUAUCUAUUUUUUUUGAUGAGAUGAUUUUGUUGAUUCCUAAUGUAUUAAUUUUUAAGUCUGAAAUGUCCAAGUUCAUUCCAAUUGGGUAGCAUUUAUUUUUGUCAUUAGAACUUACUAAGUUUUUUUUUUCAUUUAUGAUUUUUAUAAAGUUUUUUUUCUUACUUUACGGUUUUGUUUGUAGACUUUUCAUAGAUCUCAGUAUUAUGACUAAAAUUAUACUUAAUUGGCGGGUGUUUGGAUGAAUAAAUGUAUUCGAGUUAAUUCUUAUUAAGAAUGUAAUGGAUAGUAUGGUUUCUAAAUAAGAUUGCGUAGUAAUGUACGUACUACUACCUAUUGGUGCAAUGAAAUAAAAUAUAACUAUAUGAAUGCCUUGUGUUCGAAUGAUAUUGGUAUAUCUAACAUCGGUAUUUUGGAUUUAAUCAGUACUUGUUUCGAAUAAAACAUAAAUAAUAUAUAACUAUGUAAUUUAAUCCAAUGGGUAAAUCGGGAUUUAUAUGAGAAGAAGAGUAAGUUCGGCCCAAACGACUAUUCGAUUAUAACUCGCAACAUUCUCGGACAUCGAUCGCCAAUCAGACUAUGCUCUAUAUGUAUACGAGUGGGCUUGGAUCGAACAUACUCUCAUCAUGUAAACCCCGCUCGAGGUAAGAAGUAGAAUAAAACUAAUCUUACAUAACAUCGAAUAAAAGAAAGAUCUUAUGUUAUACAUUCUAAAAUUAUUUCAGCUUAUAUUUUAUACAUUCGAUUUAACUUAGAACGUAACAAGUACAAUUCCAAAUAUUCUAAAACGAUGUAAGUACAUUAGAGAGGUCAUAGGUUACUUUUAACAUUCGAACCUAACAUAAUCUAUUGUUAGCUAAGCUAUAACGUAUUGUUUAUUGGUCUUAUUAUAUUCUUAUUAAAUAAGAACAUCAUGCCUUAUUCGAAACAGCAUAUCGUUUGUAAAAAAUAUGCUAAAUGUUUAUCUUAAAUUAGUUUAAUCCUAGUGAUAUAUAUCGAGACUGUAUUUCGAGGCUUUUAAAGUAUACAAACUUUUCGGCUAUGACAUAAUGAAAAAGACAAUUCUUAUUUACAAAAUGUAUUCACCAUUCCCAGUGAAAGCUUUUCCAUCAUUGGUCUUUUAUUAUAUUAUGUUUCGCAGUAUAGUACAGAACGGCCAAAAUAUGAAUAACAUGCUACUUUACAAUAUCACUAUAAAUAACAUAGAAUAAAGUGUUGCCAACAAAACAUGUAAUGUAGAAAUGAACUAUUUACUAAAUAUUUUUCUUUUUUAUAUGCAUUUAUCAAGUAGGUAACAAAACAAUAACUAUGUGUUAAAGAAUUCCAAAGAUAACAUUUAACAAGACUGCUUUAUAGUGUGCUUUUCAGUUUUUUUUGUUUACAUAAGUAUUACAAAAUUUUACUCACUUUUGUAUAAAUUUAUAUCUUUUAGCGGCGUGCUGCGGCUUGUUGUUUUCCGAAUCAUAGAAGUAAAUGAGUUACUUUUUCAUUCCUAAUAUCUGGGAGCAGUGUGCUAUAUUAACAUUUGGACAUGAUGAUUUUUUUUCUAUUUUUUUUUGCAUAUUACAUACGCUGAUGGAAAUACAAAUUUAUUUUGAGCUUUAAACUUACGAGUACAAUUAUCAGUAUAGGCAUAGAGUUUAGAGUAUUAAUAUAUGGUUUAAACGGUUGCAUAGUAAUAUAUUUAUAAGCUUUUGGUGCUUGGGUACUAUUUCUUUAUAGCUAUAUCUUGUAUGACAUCAAAUAAAAUACAUAUAGAUACUAUCCAGUAUACCGUAGGCAGGUGUGCAAUAGUGUGCAUUGCUGCACUAAUUUUAAAGCAUCAGUGAUUUGAAAACCAGUACAAAUAAUCAUAUGUAGACGUGUUAGUCAUGACAUGAUGUCAUACAUUUCGUACUUUAUACAUUAUACUGUAAUUUUAUUUUUUGUAUGUUUGUUGAACCUUCAGUAUUACAAUUUCCUUUGAUGUACUGGCAGCUUUUUUAUAUAGGUACUGUAUAAAUUAACUAAUAAUAAUGUUAAUGCACUUUUUCUGUAUAAGCUCUGUCCACCGAACAAGUAUUCCUUUCUCCUUAUAUUCAUGCGUUUUUGAUGUUGGUAUUUUGAAUUUUUAUAAUAAUUAAAAUGAUCUAAGUUUUGUUCAAGUGCUGUUUUUGUGUACUUAACUAUGUUUUUCUAUUAUAAAGCGAAUAAAAUUCUAUACGGUA